GGCUGAGGAGGCCGGGCCGGGCCGGUGGAGGCGGGAGUGGGUUGAUGCGAGGCGGCGGCCGCCACGGCAGCAUGUCGGCGGCGGGGAGGACUGUGCUGUGCCUGCUGCGCAGCGACCUGCGCGCCCACGACAACGAGGUGCUGCACUGGGCUCAGAGCAACGCCGACUGCGUCGUCCCCCUCUACUGCUUUGACCCCCGGCACUACGUGGGCACCCACUGCCACGGCUUCCCGAAGACGGGGCCGCACCGCCUCAGGUUUCUCCUGGAGAGCGUGAGAGAUCUGAGGGAAACCCUCAAGAAAAAAGGAAGUACGCUGGUCGUGAGGAAAGGGAAGCCGGAAGAUGUGGUCCAUGAUCUCAUUACUCAGCUGGGCUCCGUGAGUGCUGUGGCUUUCCAUGAAGAGGCUACAAAGGAGGAGCUGGAUGUAGAGAAGGGCCUGUGCCAGGUGUGUGGUCAGCACGGAGUGAAAAUCCAGACGUUCUGGGGAUCCACGCUGUACCACCGGGACGACCUUCCCUUCAGGCCUAUCACCAGAUUGCCUGAUGUCUACACUGAAUUUCGAAAAGCCAUGGAAACUGAGGCAAAGGUACGACCAACGCUCCACAUGGCAGAUCAGCUAAAGCCCCUGGCUGCAGGGGUGGAAGAAGGAUGUAUCCCUACAAUGGAGGAUUUGGGACAGAAGGAUUUUGUAACUGAUCCACGAACAGCCUUCCCCUGCAGUGGAGGAGAGACUCAGGCUUUAAUGAGACUACAGUAUUAUUUUUGGGACACGAACCUGGUUGCCUCUUACAAGGAGACACGGAAUGGCCUGAUAGGAAUGGAUUAUUCAACCAAAUUUGCACCAUGGCUGGCAUUAGGCUGCAUUUCACCGCGAUACAUCUAUGAGCAGAUCCGGAAGUAUGAAAAAGACAGAACGGCAAAUCAGAGCACAUAUUGGGUCCUGUUUGAACUGCUGUGGCGGGAUUACUUCCGAUUUGUGGCCCUGAAGUAUGGGAGAAGGAUUUUCUCACUGAGAGGGCUUCAAGGUAAAGAGGUCCCCUGGAAGAAGGACCUUCAGCUCUUUGACUGUUGGAAAGAGGGCAAAACGGGGGUUCCUUUCGUCGAUGCCAACAUGCGAGAGCUGGCCGCGACGGGCUUCAUGUCUAACAGAGGGCGGCAGAAUGUCGCCAGCUUUCUCACCAAGGACCUGGGUCUCGACUGGAGAAUGGGAGCAGAAUGGUUCGAAUACCUGCUGGUGGACUACGACGUUUGUAGCAAUUAUGGCAACUGGCUAUACAGCGCUGGUAUUGGCAACGACCCAAGGGACAGCAGGAAGUUUAACAUGAUCAAACAAGGCCUGGAUUACGACGGCAGUGGGGAUUAUGUCCGGCUGUGGAUUCCAGAACUACAGGGCAUAAAAGGAGGAGAUAUCCACGCACCUUGGGCACUGAGCAGUGCCUCUCUCUCCCAAGCGGGAAUAACUCUAGGCGAGACCUACCCACGGCCAGUUGUGACAGCCCCGGAGUGGAGCAGACACAUCAGCCAGAGGCCUCAGGGAAGAGGUCCCCAUCCCAAGGGGAGGAAAGGUCCUGCACAGACACCAAUGCAGCACAAGGACAGAGGGAUAGAUUUUUACUUCUCUCGCAAGAAAGAUCUAUGAGGAAGGCAGUCCACGUGCUUAUUGGAGAAGAGCUCAUUGGGACUUUGGCUGCUGAAGACACCAAGAUAAUGUUUAAUCUCCUUGAACCACACCUAUGCAAGAAGUAUGGUGACAAUAAAUAGGAAUCUGCCUCAUGAAUGUUUCCAGGAACAUCAUAGAUAUGAUGGGCAUAGAUAUUGGGAAAUUCUGUAUUAGCACCGAUCAUGAUGACCUGAUACUCAAUUUUCACUUCAGUGCUUAAUUUGCUGCUGUGAGCUCUUAGACAGCUAGCGGGUUGCACUCCAAAAGUGGCUGCCCUUCAGUGCUGAGGGUCUGAUUCCCAUAAAUAAUGUAUCACUCUUAAGUCUGUAAAAUGCUUUGGCUGAAAGAGGCUAUAUAACUUUUAUUAGUUAAACAACAUUGUGUAGCCUUUCUGUCGUGAGGUGGUGAGGCUGCUUUCCCAGUGCCUUCUGCUUUGCAGUGCAGCUUACAGCUAUGAAAACUAGAUUUCUACCUCUUGUAACAAACUGGAGAAGAUGGUUUAUUUGGAGAGCUUUCAGGUGGAAAUAUUUGUACUAAAUUUUCUUAUGCUAUUUUUUUUUCAUGUUGUAAAGCUAUAAAGACACUGACCAUUAUGCAAUUAAAAGUUUUGCUACUGGAA
Dromaius novaehollandiae (emu) is the source of this 2280-nucleotide messenger RNA. Its product is annotated as cryptochrome DASH-like. Gene Ontology annotation, biological process: photoreactive repair. NCBI's taxonomy places the organism in Eukaryota, Metazoa, Chordata, Aves, Casuariiformes, Dromaiidae. Gene Ontology annotation, molecular function: damaged DNA binding; FAD binding; deoxyribodipyrimidine photo-lyase activity. The transcript is spliced from 14 exons. The coding region runs from base 45 to 1640 and encodes 531 amino acids. The record is from RefSeq and is a predicted model, not a curated record.